Messenger RNA from Nipponia nippon (crested ibis), 822 nucleotides. RefSeq names its product sulfotransferase 2B1-like. Gene Ontology annotation, molecular function: sulfotransferase activity. The record is from RefSeq and is a predicted model, not a curated record. Lineage: Eukaryota; Metazoa; Chordata; Aves; Pelecaniformes; Threskiornithidae.
AUGGCGCGGAUGGAGGUGACUGAGACCUUCGCCGGCAUCUCCCUGCCUGGCCACCUCCACACCCAGGAGUCCCUUGCCUUCGCCGUUACCUUCCCCUUCCACCCCACCGAUGUGGUCAUCGCCACCUACCCCAAAUCGGGCACCACCUGGAUGCAGGAGAUCCUGACGCUGCUGUUCAGCCGCGGGGACCUCCUGCCGGCCAAGACCAUCCCCAACUGGGAGCGGGCGCCCUGGCUGGAGCAGAUCUACUUCAGGGACGCGCUGCAGGACACGGCCGCCCGCCGGCUCAUCACCACCCACCUGCCUGCCCACGUCCUGGCCCCCGCCCUGCAGAAGAGCAAGGCCAAGGUGAUCUACGUGGCCAGGAACCCCAAGGACGUCGCUGUCUCCUUCUACCACUUCCACCGCCUGGCCAAGUUCCUGCCCGACCCCGGCUCCUUUGACACCUUCCUCACGCGGUUCCUCGAGGGCACGGUGCACUACGGCUCCUGGUUCGACCAUGUCAAGGGCUGGCUGAGCCAGCGGCAGCUCCUGGACAUCUUCUACGUCACCUACGAGGAGCUGCACCAGGACCUGCGUGGCACAGCGCAGCGGCUCAGCACCUUCCUGGGCUGCCCGCUGGGACCGGAGACGCUGGGAGCCCUGGAGCAGCACUGCAGCUUCACCACCAUGCGGGACAACACCAUGGUCAACUACUCCCUCAUCCCCCCCGAGAUCAUGGACCACAGCCAGGGACGCUUCAUGAGGAAAGGCGUGGUGGGGGACUGGCGUGACCACUUCUCCCCCCUGCAAAACGCCCUCUUCAACCGCCUCCAACAGGAG